This is a messenger RNA of Clupea harengus (Atlantic herring), 3233 nucleotides long. RefSeq names its product SIX homeobox 6b (gene six6b). Gene Ontology annotation, molecular function: DNA-binding transcription factor activity, RNA polymerase II-specific; RNA polymerase II cis-regulatory region sequence-specific DNA binding. NCBI's taxonomy places the organism in Eukaryota, Metazoa, Chordata, Actinopteri, Clupeiformes, Clupeidae. Gene Ontology annotation, biological process: eye development; regulation of transcription by RNA polymerase II. The record is from RefSeq and is a predicted model, not a curated record. Gene Ontology annotation, cellular component: transcription regulator complex; nucleus.
UCUUUACCUCUGAACAUAACUUAAUGUCGUACAUUUGCCAUAGACUGGGUCAUAUUUGAAUAUCUCGGAAAUGACAAAUGUGGAUCAUGACGUUAUGAAAAGUGCCAUUCCCGGUGGCAUAAGUAUGGUGCAUGAAAAUGAGCAGCUCAGAUCAUACAGACGGCAGUUCCAUAACUGGAACUACACGCCGCUCAUACAUCAUGCAAAAAGGGCCCCGGAGGGCUUUCUUCAAUUGAACUGUGUGGAUCUGUGAAAAUAAUAUCAGGGGCUUUCCGUCAGAAUGAACUUUUCCACUGUAGCCAGCCGUGAAAUAAUCUGACCCGACACUUCAAACCAUCUGCGUUAUCUAUCCGCCGUCUUAUUUACCGCCUCAGCCAGAGCACAAAGCGGGCUGUGGCUGAUCCUAAAACGGCUCUAGUCAGCUGCUGCUCCACAUUUCCUAACAUGGGAUAUUUUUGCCCGUUUUCCGAGAGAGGCAGGCAUUGUGUCUCUGUGCAAUAGUGUGUGCAUACAUGCACCUGUCACCACAGGAUGCUUCUGCAUAAUAAUUUACAAAUAGCCCAUAAUAAUAAACAAACAAAGAGGGCCCGCACCAAUUGCUUAUUUGUUCCAGCAGCCUACAUAUUUGUGAAUUAUUGUCGAAUUUGUUUCAGUAGAAUCUAUUCAAAUGAAAAAUAAAUAAAAAUUGUCUCACGCAAAUACGUCUCAGUGUCCAUAAUACAGUCUAUUUGAAAGAGCUACAUUGACAUAAUAAAUAAGCCGGAUGUUUACAUAUCGUGAUUGAGGUUAUAUUUAUGACUGGUAUGAUCGGGAUUCAGAUGUCCAAAAUUGAGUUGCAUUGAAGCAGAAUGCUUUCCGCUGCUAUGCUGUCGUCUGUAUCCUCAUUUCAAGUCUCGAACAGCUUUAUUACUUUUGACCGACCAAUGAUUCGUUGCAUUCGGCUGUCAGAUGUCUCCGCUGCUCAUAUUGUUUAAUGCAUAAUUGAGUAGAGCCCCGCUUGUGCUGCCAUGUUCGUCCUGUCCUCGUUAUAUUAUGCCGGAGAGAGCAGCGCGUAACGACAAUGCAUUUCGUCGGAAACAAUCCAGAAACCCCAAAAGAAAUGGCAAUUUUGUGACCAAUCGUUUUCGAGAUGUGCGAUCUUUACUCAAAACACGGUGAUGCACUAAACUUUUGUGGGUGAAAAACGCGAAGGUUUCUCGAUUUGUAAUGGCGUUGCUGCGCAUGUGAAUGUUUACGCAGCAGCAGAAAGAAGCCAUGACAGCCGGACCUUUUGUAUGAUAAAUCGAUUAUUUCUUCUGUAAGCGAAAAUUGUUAUUAACAACACUAUUUACAACAAGAAAAACGCACGAAUGGCCAAUCACAUUGGUUAAAGGCAACAACGAAUAGGUCGGAAAUGUUUACAUUUUAACAGGCGCUGUUGAGAGUGGGGAGGUGCUGAAAUAUUUGCGCUGCUUUCCGCGUGAUUGGCACACUUGACAGUGAUUGACAGGCGUCCUUGGAAACUACGCAACCAAUCUGCCAAGUCCAAUAGAAAAUCAGAAGAGGACUGGACGUCUUUUUUCCCCCUCAAAAAUAUCUCGAGUCUUGCGUUGCACCUUCGUAUUCUCGAGCUCCCCAGUUCGCCCACCGAGGCUGCCGUAGUCAGCCAGAGGGGCAUCCUCUCCUGUGUGUCGUGUAACGGUUGAUCUGUUGACUUUGGAAUUGCCUUUUUGUCUGGAUCAGGCGACGGAGAGGAAACGGAGGAGAGGGAGCGUGUAUGAGAGAGAGGUAGCAAGGACUACGAGGGGGGGAAACAGAAGCCUUCAUGUUUCAAUUGCCAAUCUUGAAUUUCAGUCCCCAGCAAGUUGCGGGGGUAUGCGAGACUUUGGAGGAGAGUGGGGACAUCGAACGCCUCGGCCGGUUCCUCUGGUCGCUGCCGGUCGCCCCUGGUGCCUGCGAGGUCCUUAACCGCAAUGAGUCGGUCUUGCGGGCUAGGGCCAUCGUGGCUUUUCACACUGGGAAUUUCCGAGAGCUCUACCACAUUCUGGAGAACCACAAGUUCACCAAAGAGUCGCAUUCCAAACUGCAAGCGCUUUGGCUGGAGUCGCACUACCAGGAGGCGGAGAAGCUCCGGGGCCGCCCGCUAGGACCAGUGGACAAAUACAGAGUACGGAAGAAGUUUCCACUGCCCAAAACAAUUUGGGAUGGCGAACAAAAGACUCAUUGCUUCAAAGAAAGGACCCGGCAUUUGCUCCGAGAGUGGUACCUCCAAGACCCUUACCCGAACCCUAGCAAAAAGAGAGAGCUCGCACAAGCUACAGGACUCACUCCCACCCAAGUCGGAAACUGGUUUAAAAACCGGAGACAAAGGGAUAGAGCCGCGGCUGCGAAAAACAGGUUACAACAACAAGUGAUGUCUAACGGCUCGGUUCGAUCCCUGACUGGAGAAGACAGCGCAGUGGACCGUCUCGGAACCGCGUCGAGCCCCGAAGCAAGCCUGUCGAGCAAAGCGGCCGCGUCGGCCAUCUCCAUCACUUCGAGCGACAGCGAAUGUGACAUCUGACAUCGCACCACGAGCUGCCCCGCGGGCGAGUCGGGAAGACGAUGAGAAAAUGAACACAUUUAAGAGGGAAAUCGAGACAGACAAUCAACAAGACAAACAAGCACAUCAGUGCCUGCCUUAAUCAGAGGCCGUGUUUUUUUUUUACAAUAAUUAUUAUUAUUAUGUGAAGGCUGUCAAACCGCCCGGGGUCGACUGGAAUGCUCUGUCUUUAAAAUGUAUUUAUCCUCUUUUUCCAUUUCAUUUUUUUUUUUUUUUGCUUAACCAAGACGGAACUGACAUAAUGUGAACAGAAGACAUUUAUAUAAAUACAAGAGUCCUGAUUUACCUGAUGCCUAGAGUAAAGCAGUGCCCACCGAAAAAAAGAGAACGCGGAAAGAAAAGACAGGGCACUUAAAAAGCCCACCAUCUCUUUUUAUUUUUUUUUAUUUUUUCUUAUUAUAUUUUUUUUCGGUGGAACUUUGCGUUGAAUAUCAAUGCCGUGACAUUUUACCUCCCAAUUUUUUUCUAAUGUAUGUUCAUUUAUGUAUUAAAAUCAUUGCUACUAUAGAAUCUAAUUUUGAUUUGCGCGAUCAUUUCAAAUUUAGUAAAUUUCAGUGUAAAAGGUGGAUUUUUAGAGCAUGUGCGCCAAGUAGGACAUAUGUUUCAACGAAUGAAAAGACAUAAAGCAAAUAAAAAUUGUUGUUCAAAACAA